Malania oleifera is the source of this 1362-nucleotide messenger RNA. RefSeq lists its product as uncharacterized. The record is from RefSeq and is a predicted model, not a curated record. NCBI's taxonomy places the organism in Eukaryota, Viridiplantae, Streptophyta, Magnoliopsida, Santalales, Ximeniaceae. The transcript has 3 exons. The coding region runs from base 1 to 1362 and encodes 453 amino acids.
AUGGAACAAUUGUUCACCAGCCAUUUCCUCAACAGUCAGAGGAUUGUCAAAACAACAGCUCACCUAAUGAGCAUGGUCCAGGGAGAGAGGGAGACAUUAAUGAAAUUUAUGCAUCGCUUCAACACCGCAACCCUGGAGGUCCGCAAUCUAGACAUGGGAGUGGCGUUGGCAGCCCUGACCACAGCUCUCCAACCUAGAAGUUUCCUAUACUCGCUAGGGAAAAACCCACCGAUUGAUAUGGGAGAGUUAAUGGCCCGAGCGCAAAAGUACAUCAACUUGGAAGAGAUGAUGGACACUAGGGGAAGCCGCAUUGAGUUGAAGAGGAAAGGGAAUAGCUUGGAGAUAGGCAAAUCUUCUAGGUCUGCAAAAAGGCAUGAGAACGCAACGCUGCUUGCUAGCCCUAGCACGAGACGGCAAUCCAGUAAGUUCUCCACCUAUACACCCCUGAAUAUACGGUGUUCUAAAUUACCAAUGCAGAUAAGAAAGAAAGAUUAUGUCUCAUGGACCGAACCCAUGCGAACUCCCCUGCAUAAAUGGAACAUGUCUAAAUUUUGCCAGUUCCACAAGGAUCACAGGCACGACACAAAGGAGUGCAUUCAGCUGAGAAACAAAAUUGAAGCCCUAAUAAAAAGGGGAUACCUAUCAAGGUUUAUCAAAAAAGAAGAUCCACCGAGGGAACCUCGCAAGCAAAAGAGACCCAACGACAAGGAAGAACAAGUCAUAGGGGAAAUUGCAGUGAUCUUCAGAGGAUCUGCUAGUGGAGGAGACAGCGGAGAAGAGGUACAGCAACCAUAUGAUGACGCAUUGGUACUCUCCUUGUUGGUGGCGAAUUACAAAGUCAGGCGCAUAUUAAUAGAUAAUGGGAGCUCGGCAAACAUCAUGUUCUGGUUUAUGCUAGAAGGGAUGAAAAUUGGAAAGGAAAGACUCAAGCCAAUCGCAACCCCCCUAGUUGGGUUUGGUGGAGAUGUGGUUCAUCCCGUAGGGACAAUCACGCUACCUGUAACCGUGGGGACGACCCCACAGCUAGUUACUUCAUUGACAGAGUUCUUAGUGGUGGAUCGACCCCUGGAGAGAUCCGUGCAGAUAGGGAGUCACCUGCUUGAAACCCUGAGAGCAGAGCUAAGCCAGCUGCUAAACGAAUUCUUGGACGUAUUCGCUUGGUGUGCUGAUGAUAUGUCGGGUAUUGAUCCUACCAUCAUAGAGCAUAGGUUGCAGGUGGACCCCAACCACCGACUUGUGAAGCAGAAGAAAAGGAGUUUCGCGAUGGUCCUAGUAACGAAGCCUAAUGGAAAAUGGCGCACCUGCAUAGAUUUCACAGAUCUGAAUAAGGCGUUCCCGAAGGACAGCUUCCCUCUCCCCUGA